AUGGCUUUGUUGGAAAAUCCCGAGAUUCUGACAUUAUCGUCGACCUCGAGGAUUGAUUCAAAGGUCGAGUCGAUCAAAGGACCAUCGGGCCUGGAUGGGGUAAACCCGACAGUUACAAUUAAAGAUGAUCUCGACUCGGAACAUUCGGCGACACCGGAGUUCAAAUUAGAGGAGCAUCCCAUCGAUACACUUCGACCCGUAAAGGUGGGAAUCAUCGGAGCAGGUCUUACCGGAAUCACUGCUGGCGUUCUUUUGCCGGAAAAGCUGCCAGGACUUGAUCUGCGCAUCUACGACAAAAAUGCCGAUGUGGGAGGCACAUGGUUCGAGAACACCUACCCCGGCGUCCGAUGUGAUAUACCUGCCCACGCGUACCAAUCCGGCUUCGAACCAAACACCGAUUGGUCCGAAGAGUUUGCACAAGGUGCCGAAAUCAGAGAUUACUGGCAGGGGGUUGCGCGAAAGUAUAAUGUGUACCAGUAUAUUCGAGCUCAACAACAAGUACAAAGGGCAGAAUGGCUGGAGGAAGAAGGUAAAUGGAAUGUUACCAUUGCACAUGUUGAUGGUUCAGAAAAGGUAUACGAGGAAAAAUUAGACAUUCUCAUCAACGCGAUAGGCCACUUCAAUGCCUGGAAGCUUCCUGAUUAUGAGGGAAUCAAAGAGUAUAAAGGAGCGCUUUUCCACGCCUCUAAUUGGGAUCAUUCUAUUGACUUGAAUGGGAAACGAAUCGCCCUGAUUGGAAACGGUGCUUCUGGAUUGCAAGUUCUUCCCUCAAUUCAACCACUAGCAAACCAUGUCGACCACUACGCGCGCAAUCCUACUUGGAUCGCCGACUCAUUUAGCAGUGGAAACGCAGGAGUCCGUCGACUGCAGCCAAAUAUAAUCCCGGAAUCUCUGCGGGAAACAUUCAAAGAUCCCCAAGUUUAUCUGGAGUACCGUACCGGUGUUGAGAAGGGAUUUUUCCAGCGAUUCGGCGCCAUUUUCAAAGACACUCCCGAAAACCGGGAAUUACGAGAGAAAUGGACGGAAAUUAUGCUGCAUCGCGUCUCACAGAAACCAGAGCUAGGCGAGCAGAUUCUCCCAGACUUCCCACCAAACUGUCGUCGUCCAACUCCUGGCCCGGGAUACCUGGAGGCCCUCACAAAAGAGAACGUCAGUUAUAUCCGCCCGCGGAUUCAACAUUUCACGGCGACGGGGAUAGUCACUGAAGACGGAGUCGAGAGACCUGCAGAUAUUACCAUCUGUGCGACGGGUGCGAAUGUCGACCAUGCGCCCCCGUUUUCUAUCAUUGCGAAUGGAAUUGAUCUGAAAUAUGCGUGGAAGAAAGAUGGACAGUUCGGAUUCCCGUACUGUUAUCUUGGAUUUGCGACUCCAGGAUUUCCCAAUCUGCUCUGGAUUGGCGGACCGUACGCCUCAGGACACAGUGGAACUGUGCCAAACAGCAUGGAGAAUCAAAUCACUUACGUCGCAAAGGUGAUACGAAAGAUUCGCAGCCAGGGAAUCAAAUCUAUUGCUCCUUCGAUACAGGCGACCGACGACUUUGUCGAGUACUGCGACCAGUUCUACCCGCGCACUGUUUGGUCGGAGAAUUGCAGUUCUUGGUAUAAUGGUGGUCAACCUGGUGGUCGAAUUCAUGGGUUAUUCCCUGGAAGUGCUUCUCAUGCGAAUUACAUUCGUCGAGAUCCUCGUUGGGAGGACUGGGAGUACACAUACGUUAACCAGAGUGGGAAUCGGUUUGCUUAUUUCGGAAAUGGCUGGACCUCUAGGGAGUUGGAUCCUAGUGCCAACCUGACACCCCAUUUAAAAGUCCCGGAGGAGAUCAAUUUGAAAACUCAUCUGGAGGGUUGGUGGGAUGUGUAA
Molecule: messenger RNA, 1857 nt
Organism: Penicillium waksmanii
Lineage: Eukaryota; Fungi; Ascomycota; Eurotiomycetes; Eurotiales; Aspergillaceae
Product: flavin-containing monooxygenase
Exons: 4
Coding region: 1-1857 (618 amino acids)
Molecular function (GO): N,N-dimethylaniline monooxygenase activity; flavin adenine dinucleotide binding; NADP binding
Source: RefSeq, a predicted model, not a curated record